Sander lucioperca (pikeperch) is the source of this 1163-nucleotide messenger RNA. It is a transcript of the gene dapp1, whose product is annotated as dual adaptor of phosphotyrosine and 3-phosphoinositides. The record is from RefSeq and is a predicted model, not a curated record. The coding region runs from base 109 to 861 and encodes 250 amino acids. NCBI's taxonomy places the organism in Eukaryota, Metazoa, Chordata, Actinopteri, Perciformes, Percidae. The transcript is spliced from 9 exons.
GUGUCUGACUCAAGCUGCCAGCUUCCACUUCUGUCUGUCUGCGGCUGCACUUUCAGAUGAUCGCGACACUUUUAAAGCGAAUUGACAGAACUGAAUCCUCGCGGAGAGAUGAGUUUCUACAGCGAUGCGUCUUCCGAGGACCCGAGCGAGCUAGAGACUUUGGGGUGGUACCACUAUGACCUGUCGCGCCAUGCUGCUGAGGCCCUUCUCUUGUCAAAUGGGACUGAUGGAAGUUAUCUCCUGAGAAACAGUAAUGAUGGACCGGGCUGCUUCGCCCUGUCUGUCAGGGCGAAGGAUUCUGUCAAGCAUUUUCACGUGACGCGCAGAGACAACAGCUACGUGUUUGGGUUUAACGAGUAUGCAACCCUUCAAGACUUUGUCAACCACUUCGCUAACCAGCCUCUGCUGGGCAGUGACACAGGAACCCUCAUCGUGCUGAAGUGCCCGUACCCGUGGCGUGUGGAGGAGCCAUCCAUCUACGAGUCUGUGCGAGUUCACACAGCGUUACAGUCAGGCCGCACAGAAAACGAUCUGGUGCCCAAUGCACCAUCGCUGGGCACAAAGGAAGGCUAUCUGGUGAAACAAGGAGCUAUUGUGAAGAGCUGGAAACAGAGAUGGUUCACACUCAACAGAUAUGAACUCAAAUACUUCAAAGACAAAAUGUGUGAGGAGCCCAUUCGAACCCUGGAUCUGAAGGCCUGCUCUGCAGUGCAGUUUGACUACUCUCAGGACAGAGUCAACUGUUUCUGCCUUGUGUUUCCCGAGAGGACAUUUUAUCUUUGUACAAAGACGGGUGUGGAGGCAGAUGAGUGGAUCAAAAUCCUGAGGUGGAAGCUGUCACAGAUAAGCAAAGGUCGAUGACUGCUGUCAGUGGACUCCCUGGAGAUGGAAAGAAGACGUCCCAGAUACUCUGCUGGAGGAACAAUGAAGAACAGCACCAUUGAAAACUGAAGAGUAAACUCCAAUAUGAGUUACAGUGGCACACAUUGUACUGACUGGAGGCUAACUACUUAGCCUUAUGAUAGGCCAGAGAUAAGUGGCAUGUAAGCGGUCUUACUUUGCUGCUGUUCUUACCCAGAGUUGUUCCUAGCAUGUUUAAAAUGAUCAUUUACUUUAACAACUAUUUACUUAAAAGGAUGUUGCUAGCAUUAUUUUAUAAAACC